This is a messenger RNA of Myotis daubentonii (Daubenton's bat), 3561 nucleotides long. It is a transcript of the gene PLA2G4B, whose product is annotated as jumonji domain containing 7. The transcript has 25 exons. Gene Ontology annotation, biological process: glycerophospholipid catabolic process. The record is from RefSeq and is a predicted model, not a curated record. The coding region runs from base 14 to 3109 and encodes 1031 amino acids. Gene Ontology annotation, molecular function: calcium-dependent phospholipid binding; calcium ion binding. Gene Ontology annotation, cellular component: cytosol. Lineage: Eukaryota; Metazoa; Chordata; Mammalia; Chiroptera; Vespertilionidae.
GGGCGGCGGCGUCAUGGCGGAGGCGGCUUUGGACGCCGUGCGGAGGGAGUUACGAGAAUUCCCGGCGGCGGUAAGGGAGCUCAACGUGCCUCUUGCUGUGCCUUACCUGGACCAGCCCCCAACUCCACUCCACUUCUACCGGGACUGGGUCUGCCCCAACAGGCCCUGCAUCAUCCGCCACGCCCUGCAGCACUGGCCAGCCCUGCAGAAGUGGUCGCUCCCCUACCUCAGAGCCGCAGUGGGCUCCACGGAGGUGAGUGUGGCGGUGACCCCGGAUGGUUACGCGGAUGCCGUGCGAGGGGACCGCUUUGUGAUGCCCGCCGAGCGCCGCCUGCCCCUGAGCUGCGUGCUGGACGUACUGGAGGGCCGAGCCCAACACCCAGGAGUCCUCUACGUCCAGAAGCAGUGCUCCAACCUCCCCACCGAGCUGCCCCAGCUGCUGUCUGAUCUGGAGCCGCACGUGCCCUGGGCCUCCGAGGCGUUGGGAAAGAUGCCUGAUGCUGUGAACUUCUGGCUGGGGGAGGCGGCUGCCGUGACAUCGUUGCAUAAGGACCACUAUGAGAACCUCUACUGUGUGGUCUCGGGAGAGAAACACUUCCUGCUGCAUCCGCCCAGUGACCGGCCCUUCAUCCCCUAUGAGAUGUACACGCCAGCAACCUACCAGCUCACUGAAGAGGGCUCCUUUAAAAUGGUGGAUGAGGAGGCCAUGGAGAAGGCAAAGGUGCCCGAGACUUGCCUGCUCACCAUUCGUGUCCUACAGGCCCAUGGCCUGCCCUCCAAGGACCUAGUGACCCCCCCGGACUGCUACGUGACUGUGUGGCUGCCCACGGCCUCCAGCCAGAGGCUGCAGACACGCACAGUGAGCAACAGCAGAAACCCCAUCUGGAAUCAGAGCUUUCGCCUCCGCAUCCACAGGCAGCUCAAGAAUGUCCUGCAACUGCAAGUCUUGGACCAGGACCUUCUGACCAGCGAUGACCCCGUGCUGUCGGUGCUGUAUGAUGUGGGGACGCUGCGGAUUGGGGAGUCCCGCUGCGAGCGCUUCCUUGGGAGCCCUCAGGCAAGGCUGCGUCAGGGCGGGGAGGGCCAUCUGGAAGUUGAAUUUCGGCUGCAGAGUGUGACCGACUGUGCCGAGCGGCUGGUCAGCAAUGGCAUCCUGGUGGCCCGGGAGGUCUCCCGCUUGCACGUUCGACUGGAGGAGGCUGGGGACCAGAAGGGGUCAGAAGGCAGAGUUCAGCUUGUGGUUCCCGGGUCCUGCGAGGGUCCCCAGGAGGCCUCGGUGGGCACUGCCUCCCGCUUCCACUGCCUGGCCUGCUGGGAGCCGGAGCUGAGCAUCCACCUGCAGGAUGCCCCCCAGGAGCAACUGAAGGUGCCCCUGAGGGCCCUGCCCUCUGGCCAAGUGGUGAGACUCGUCUUCCCUACGUCCCAGGAACCGCUGAUGAGGGUGGAGCUGAAAAAAGAAGAAGGACCGAAGGAGCUGGCCGUGCGGCUGGGCUGCGGGCCCUGUGCUGAGGAGCGCGCCUUCCUGAGCAGGAGGAAGCAGGUGGUGGCCAAGGCCCUGAGGCAGGCCCUGCGGCUGGACGGAGACCUGCCCGAGGAUGAGAUCCCAGUGGUAGCUGUUAUGGCCACUGGUGGUGGGAUCCGAGCAAUGACUUCCCUGUAUGGGCAGCUGGCCGGCCUGAGGGAGCUGGGCCUCUUGGAUUGCGUCUCCUAUAUCACAGGCGCCUCGGGAUCCACCUGGGCUUUGGCCAACCUCUACGAGGACCCAGAGUGGUCUCAGAAGGACCUGGCAGGGCCCACUGAGCUGCUGAAGGCCCAGGUGACCAAGAGCAAGCUGGGUGUGCUGGCCCCCAGCCAGCUGCGGCGGUACCGGCAGGAGCUGGCCGAGCGUGCCCGCCUGGGCCACCCGGCCUGCUUCACCAACCUGUGGGCCCUCAUCAACGAGGCGCUGCUGCAUGAUGAGCCCCAUGACCACAAACUCUCAGACCAGCGGGCAGCCCUGAGUCGCGGCCAGAAUCCUCUGCCCAUUUACUGUGCCCUCAACACCAAGGGGAGGAACCUGACCACCUUUGAGUUUGGAGAGUGGUGCGAAUUCUCCCCCUACGAGGUCGGCUUUCCCAAGUACGGCGCCUUCAUCCCCUCCGAGCUCUUUGGCUCCGAGUUCUUCAUGGGGCGCCUGAUAAAGCAGCUUCCUGAGUCUCGCAUCUGCUUCCUGGAAGGUAUCUGGAGCAACCUGUAUGCAGCCAACCUCCAGGACAGCUUGUACUGGGCCUCUGAGCCCAGCCAGUUCUGGGACCGCUGGGCACAGGACCAGGCCAGCCUGGACAAGGAGCAGGUCCCCCUUCUGAAGAUAGAGGAGCCUCCCACGGUGGCCGGCAGGAUAGCCGAGUUCUUCACUGACCUUCUGACACGGCGCCCACUGCCCCAGGCCACCCACAACUUCCUGCGUGGCCUCCAUUUCCACAAGGACUAUUUCCAGCAUCCUCACUUCUCCAGCUGGAAAGCCACCAAACUGGACGGGCUCCCCAACCAGCUGACACCGGCAGAGCCCCACCUUUGCCUGCUGGAUGUCGGCUACUUUAUCAACACCAGCUGCCCGCCCCUCCUGCGGCCCACACGGGAGGUGGACCUCAUCUUGUCGCUGGAUUACAACCUCCACGGAGCCUUCCAGCAGCUGCAGCUCCUCGGCCGGUUCUGCCAGGAGCAGGGGAUCCCGUUCCCACCCAUCUCGCCCAGCCCCGAGGAGCAGCAACAGCCUGGGGAGUGCCAGCUGUUCCUGGACCCGGACCGCCCCGAGGCGCCGGCCGUGCUGCACUUCCCCCUGGUCAACGACUCCUUCCGGGAGCACUCGGCCCCUGGGGUCCGCCGGGCAGCUGAGGAGAAGGAGGCUGGGGAGGUGAACCUGUCUUCGUCCAACUCCCCCUACCACUACUCGAAGGUGACCUACAGCCAGGAGGACAUGGACAGGCUGCUCCAGCUGACGCAUUACAACAUCUGCAACAACCAGGAGCAGCUGCUGGGGGCCCUGCGGCAGGCGGUGCAGCGGCGGAGGCAGCGCAAGCAGCGCGGCCCCAGUGACGGCGGCACCCUGGCCGGGGGCUCCAGCCCCUGACUCUCUUUCAGGCUCACUCCCCAUCUGUCCGGCUGCUCUGGUUAAGUGGGGCAGAGACCGUCAUCGCCAGGUGUUCCAGGACCUCUGGGGGUGUGGAUGGCCCCGUCGGAGGCCACAGCCCUGUGAGGGGCUGCCCCACGGUAUGUACCCAGCACCACCCAGAUGUGGCACUGGCGCCACCAGCAAGCCUGCCACAGACACCUCCGGGUGGGUCGAGCCCUCUGAACGGGCUGGAGCCUGGUCCCUGAGAUGCGGGCCGGAGACGGCUUCCUUUUAGUCAGGGGAAGAUUCUGUGUCAGCUGGGGGUGGAGCUGGGGAGCCCAGAGCAGCACUGACCAGAUUUGUGUGAGGGCUCAAAGCCCAUGAUCUUGUCUGUCCUCCCUUCCUUGUUACCUUGAGUGGUUGUACAGCAUAAAAUAGAGCGCUUUCUCUAUCACAGAGGUUCAUACAAA